UCACAUGAACAUCCAAUGUCAUGUGUCAAACUAAGAAGGUGGCAUUUCUUUAUCCGACCCCUUUUGGCCCAAUUGAGAGCUCUUUUUUUAAAUUGUUCAUAUCUCAGUUCAGUUGCCGUUCCCCAUGUAUAUAUAUUUACAUGACAAAAUACAACGACAGGCGCAAAAUUAUAGGCUUUGUCCUCCACCAAAAUCUAAGUUGUUGAUGUUUGUCAGGCAGUGUUUUCAUGCUGCUUCUCUGAACUCCGUCUUGUUGCUUCAGUUGCUCCUGUCAGAUUGGUGAACACUUUCUUACUUAUGUUUGUUCGGGUCUAAUGCAAAGGUAAACACCAAACCUUGAUGUGUUAUGCCCUGGAAAAGAUGUCUGAUUCACAGACUUCCUUGGAGCUUCCAGUCCUAGACAUUUCUCAGCCGAUUCAGCCAUCCUCUCUGUCUCCGAUAGCCGAUGCCUGUAAAGAAUGGGGUUUUUUCCUCAUCGCCAACCACGGGAUCGCUAAAGUUCUCUACGACAAGCUCUAUACUCUCUGCAAGCAAUUCUUCAGCCUCCCUCCCGACGAGAAACUCAAGCUAGGUCCAUUCUCUUCCGCCAAGACUUACACUCCUCAUUUCAUAGCCUCUCCUUUCUUCGAAAGCCUCCGUGUGUCCGGACCAGAUUUUCUCGCCUCAGCGCAGAGCUCUGCAGAUAUUAUCCUUGAUCAACAAAAGCAAGAAUUCUGCGAGGUAUUGGAAGAAUAUGGAAGGAAGAUGUCGGACUUGUCGAACAAAAUCAUAGAAGUCAUGUUGAUGAUCUUGGGAGAAGGUCUCAACAAGAAAUAUUACGAAUCCGAUUUCAAGAAUUGUCACGGGUACUUGAGAAUAAACAACUACUGUCCUCCUGAGAGUCUAGAAAAUGAGGUUGAAGGACUUGGGAUGCACGCUGAUAUGAGCUGCAUAACCAUCGUGUAUCAAGAUGACAUAGGGGGACUUCAAGUGAGGUCGAAAGACGGAAAAUGGCUGGACAUAAGCCCUCGAGAGGGUAUUCUCGUGGUGAACAUAGGAGAUAUGCUGCAAGCUUGGAGUAACGACAAGUUAGUUUCAUCGGAGCACAGAGUAGUCCUGAAGCAGCCAGCGCAGCGCUUUUCUCUAGCUUUCUUUUGGUCCUUCGAGGAUGAGAAAGUGAUCUCAGCACCUGAUGAUGUGGUAGAAGGACAUGUGAGGAUGUACAAGCCUUUUGUGAGCUCGGAUUAUGUCAAGUUCAGGGAAAGCACGGAGCGCGGGAAGUUCGAGAAGGUUGGCUUCACGGUUAAAGGAUUCGCUGGGAGGAUUGAAGGAGGAGGCUGAAAAGAAUCCUAGUUCUAGUCCAAGCUUACGCUGAUAAACGAAUCACCUUGUACCCUCUAUGGCCUUUUCUCCCUAGUCCAAUGAAGCUGUUAAAUGUGAAGUCA
This is a messenger RNA of Rhodamnia argentea, 1424 nucleotides long. Its product is annotated as gibberellin 20-oxidase-like protein. Gene Ontology annotation, molecular function: dioxygenase activity. The coding region runs from base 340 to 1320 and encodes 326 amino acids. The transcript has 2 exons. Lineage: Eukaryota; Viridiplantae; Streptophyta; Magnoliopsida; Myrtales; Myrtaceae. The record is from RefSeq and is a predicted model, not a curated record.